This is a messenger RNA of Coffea eugenioides, 2995 nucleotides long. Its product is annotated as phosphatidylinositol 4-phosphate 5-kinase 2. The transcript has 9 exons. The coding region runs from base 237 to 2687 and encodes 816 amino acids. The record is from RefSeq and is a predicted model, not a curated record. NCBI's taxonomy places the organism in Eukaryota, Viridiplantae, Streptophyta, Magnoliopsida, Gentianales, Rubiaceae. Gene Ontology annotation, biological process: phosphatidylinositol metabolic process. Gene Ontology annotation, molecular function: ATP binding; 1-phosphatidylinositol-4-phosphate 5-kinase activity.
CACACAACACUACAACGCCUCAGCACCACCGCAACGCAUCUACUCAUCAGAUAAAGAGAGAAAAAGAGUAAAAAAAAAACAGAAGACGUCGGAAAUAAUGCUUGUUGGGCAGCUGGGCUCUACAGCUCUGGCUCUAUCAUUUCUAGUUUAUCUUCGUCUUCUUCGUCAUUUAUUCCGGCUAUAAAUUAUCUGUUUUUUUUGAUAUAUAUAUAUUUGGAGAAAAAAUUUCAAGAAAAAUGCCUGAAUCUUUGCUGUGUACAAAACCCACAACGCUGGAUGGAAUACCCACAAACAAGAAGAAGAAAUCAGAGGAAAUUUUUCAGCAAGGAGAAGAAGAGAGGUUUGUGGAGUCCACCACGACGGCUAAGUCAGUGAUUCUUAUACCUCGGAGCAAAUCUCAGGCGACUACCAGAAGGGUUACUCCUACGACGACCAGCAUAGCCGGCGGUGCCACGUGCAGCAGCAGUAGCUCAGAGGGGAGCAACAACAGCGGCAGCUGGAGUAGUAUAGAGAAGCAUCUACCUAAUGGGGAUCUGUAUAUAGGGAGUUUUUCAGGGAAUUCUCCGCACGGAUCGGGCAAGUAUUUGUGGACAGACGGAUGCAUGUAUGAAGGAGAGUGGAAGAGAGGGAAAGCAUCGGGAAAAGGCAAGUUUUCAUGGCCAUCUGGGGCGACUUUCGAAGGGGAAUUUAAGUCCGGUAGAAUGGAAGGAACUGGGACUUUUAUUGGACCCGAUGGGGAUAUGUAUCGAGGGUCUUGGUCUGCGGAUCGAAAACAUGGCUAUGGUGUGAAGCAUUACUGUAAUGGGGACUAUUAUGAAGGGUAUUGGAAGAAGAAUUUGCAGGAUGGACAGGGGAGAUAUGUUUGGAGGAAUGGAAAUGAGUAUAUCGGAGAAUGGAAGAAUGGCGUUAUUAAUGGGAGAGGAGUAUUGGUUUGGGCUAAUAAUGGGAACAGAUAUGAUGGAAAUUGGGAAAAUGGUGUUCCUAAAGGCCAUGGAGUUUUCACCUGGCCUGAUGGAAGUUGCUACAUUGGUUGCUGGACAAAAGAUUCUAAGAACCAAGGAAAUCAGGUCCUCAAUGGUACUUUUUACCCUGCACACAACAAUAGUGGGAAUAAUGGACAAGGAAAUGGUUGUAGUUUCGGGAAGGGGAAGAUGGAGGGGUUUGGAGGGUUGUUCAGCACGAAACUAUCGGCACCUUUGAUGAUGGAUGAGAAUUUUGGUGGGAUGGUGGUGGCAAUGACGGGAAAGAAGAGGUCAUCGGUGGACGGAGGAAGAGGGAGCUUGACGGAAAGGAACUUUCCGAGGAUUUGCAUUUGGGAAUCGGAUGGUGAGGCUGGGGAUAUUACUUGUGAUAUUAUUGAUAAUGUGGAGGCUUCUAUGAUAUACGGGGAUGGUAUGGUGUUGGAUCAUCGAGAUGGGCUUAAGCAGUUUCGGAGGAAUCCUUGUUGUUUCAGUGGGGAAGUGAAGAAGCCAGGGCUGACCAUUUCCAAAGGGCAUAAGAACUAUGAUUUGAUGCUCAAUCUCCAGUUGGGUAUUCGGCAUUCGGUAGGGAAAGAUGCCUUGAGAAUAAGGGAACUAAAGCAGAGUGAUUUUGAUCCCAACGAGAAGUUUUGGACUAGGUUUCCUCCAGAAGGGUCAAAGAAUACACCACCCCAUCAAUCAGUGGAGUUCCGGUGGAAGGAUUAUUGUCCCAUGGUCUUCAGGCAUUUGAGGCAGCUAUUCCAAGUGGAUCCUGCUGAUUACAUGCUGGCCAUAUGUGGAAAUCAUGCUCUAAGAGAGCUCUCAUCUCCUGGAAAGAGUGGAAGCUUCUUUUACCUGACCCAGGAUGACAGAUUUAUGAUAAAAACAGUGAAGAAAUGUGAAGUCAAGGUACUGAUUAGGAUGCUUCCUAGUUAUUACAAGCAUGUUUGCCGCUAUGAGAAUUCCCUCGUGGCAAAGUUUUAUGGAGUUCAUUGUGUCAAACCAGUAGGCGGUGUAAAGACGCGUUUCAUUGUGAUGGGCAAUUUGGUCUGCUCGGAGUACCGAAUACACAGACGAUUUGACCUCAAAGGAUCAUCCCAUGGCCGCAUUACAGAUAAGCCAGAGGGGGAGAUUGAUGAAACUACAACGCUCAAGGACCUUGACCUGAACUUUGUGUUUCGGCUACAGCAAAAUUGGUACCACGAGCUAAUCAAACAAAUAGAGCGAGAUUGUGAGUUCUUGGAAGCUGAGAGAAUCAUGGAUUACAGUCUUUUGGUUGGUAUUCACUUCCGUGAUGAUAAUACAGGUGAUAAGAUGGGUUUGUCACCGUUUGUCUUGCGGACAGGGAAUAGUGAUUCGUAUCAAACUGAGAAGUUUAUGCGUGGCUGUCGCUUCCUUGAGGCAGAGCUGCAAGACAUGGAUCGCGUCCUUGCUGGGCGGAAACCGUUGAUCCGAUUGGGGGCCAACAUGCCUGCUAGAGCAGAGCGAGUUAAUCGGAGGAGUGAUUUUGAUCAGUACACUCCUGGUUCUCGCAGCAGUGAAAUCUAUGAAAUAGUAUUAUACUUUGGAGUCAUAGAUAUUUUACAGGACUACGACAUCAGCAAGAAGCUAGAGCAUGCAUACAAAUCCUUGCAAGUUGAUCCUACAUCGAUCUCGGCUGUUGAUCCAAAGCUUUAUUCCAAGAGAUUUCGAGAUUUCAUUGGGAGAAUAUUCGUGGAAGAUAGGUGAUUCUACUGAACUGAAGAAUACUAUGGUGGAAUUCGAGUCUGUUCACUUGAAAAGAUUCUUCGUUGAAUCUGAGAUCCUUGCCAUGGGGGCCUAUAGCUGGAAAUGGUGCAGCCUCCGGGCUGGUGGCGGGAAAACAUUCGACCUCGAGUCAUUGCCUGUAUAUGGGGUCCUUUGGGAUUUGGCAGUGAUGCGAUAUGGGGUUUUGCUGUGGCUGAAUUUUGUGGAACAGCCACUACUGGAGUAGGUACUUGUACAUUUUGGUGGGGAUUGGAAUUGGUUUAUGAAUAUCUUUUUUGUUUUUUCUUUUA